AUGAGCUAUGCUAGAUGGACGGAUGUACCCAAGUCCAUUAAGGAUGAGUUGAUUGACAGGGUCAGGGGUGACUUCGAAUUAGAUUGGGAAUUGAAGAACCAUCGAUUGGCAGUUUGGAAGCAACUACGUAAGAGAUUUAACGCCUUCCACGAUGAGCUGCACAAGAAGUAUUUGGCAUAUGCGAGCCAUGAUGAGGCAUUGCCUGCUGAUGUAGAGUUCGUCGACCCCAUAGUAUGGGCUAAGCUAUGUGGCCGAUGGGGAAGUGAUGCAUUCAAGCGAUCUGAAGGAGCAAACUUGGUGGACUUCUACAAGGAAGUCCGCUGGUCGAAGAAGAAGGAUAAAUUUGUCACAGAUGCCACUGAAGAUAUUUAUAAGGAGAUGGCUGGAAAGAUGGAUGAAUUAGCCCCUGAGAAUCAUAGUGAUGAGGCAACUAGGGCUGUCUCUAGGGAGGUGCUUGGUCAUAGACUAGGAUAUGCACGAGGCCUUGGAGAGAUGGUGAUACUAGAGUCUACGAGAGCAAAGGACCGUGAACGAGAUAAAGAGUACGCAAUGUUAGUGGAAAGAUAUAAGAAAGAUGCGGACGACCACAAGAGUGAACUAGACCGUGUGAGGGAAGAAAUGCGAGUGGUUGUGGAGAGACAAAUUGAAAGUAAGAAUAUGUUGAGGAGUUUGAUGGCAUCAUUUCAUUCGCAUGCAAGAGGCUCUCUUCGGGGGACGCAAUGACCCCCGAGUUGCAUUGAA
Juglans microcarpa x Juglans regia is the source of this 741-nucleotide messenger RNA. RefSeq lists its product as uncharacterized. Lineage: Eukaryota; Viridiplantae; Streptophyta; Magnoliopsida; Fagales; Juglandaceae. The transcript is spliced from 4 exons. Bases 1 to 723 code for a protein of 240 amino acids. The record is from RefSeq and is a predicted model, not a curated record.